UUGAAAAAAACUCACUCUUCCCUGCGCGCAUUGCACCCUGGGAUAUGGUAGGCCGCGGAGUGUACAUCAGAUGUAUCCUUCAAAUUGGGGGAAAGAAGGCUGCAUUCGUGGGCCGCAUUCGGAGGAGUCUCGUCUUUUUUUUAAAUUGGGACAGCCUUCUUUCGGCGGAAGUGACGUAUGCGGUCUACGAAUGCACCCUUCGAAGGAUGAAACCCCUGAAUUGAGACACGGCCAUCUCAUAAACGUAUGCGGCGUGCGUCAUGACGUCACGGUCUGUACGUUCUUCUUAAUAUGCUUCAGAGUCCGACCAGGAGAGGCUGCCUUGGCCUGCUGCGCUAAACACUCAUCCGUUCCUAACGGAUUGCUGGACAUGUAUUUUACUUUGUGCUGAGGUGUACCAUAUUGCGUGGUGCUGAUACAUCAUGGAAAACCAGAGGGAUGAACGUUCAGCUCGCAAGGACAUCUUCUUCAAAACCAGCCUGUUGAGAGAGUGGACACACUGAUUCGCACAUGAAAAGCAAUAUUUGAAUGUCUGGAUAAAGUUUUACUCAUACUUGCUCAUUGAAAAGGGAUGCCAUCACGGAUCAUCAUGGAAAAGCAGAAAUCAGUGAAUGCUGCUACUUCAUCAAAAUUGAUCGGAGAAUCCUGUACCUUUAUCUGCACAGAGUGCGGUGAUGGGUUCAGUCAGUACUCUUAUCUAUUGAGCCACAUGACCAUUCAUGGACCUCUAGAGUCAUUUUCCUUUGAUGGCUCAUCAAAUGGAUUUGAAGUCCCUCGGGAAUAUGUGCUGCAAGAAAAUGGUACACUGACAGUUGUGAACGGCUUGGAGUCACAAUCUUCUGUAAAACCAGUAUCUUCUGGAGUCCUGCCAUCUCAUUUCCCAUCCGCCAUCAAACGCAUGUCUCCAACUCUGAAGCCACAGCAUACUCCUUAUAAUAGAGAUGUGUUCGGGCCAAGGCCAUCUGACUUGAACCUAGACAAGUCCCGCCAGGGGCAUUACCGUUGUGAAAUAUGUAGCAGAUCAUUUAACAGCCUGCAGAGUUUGCAUCGUCACCAGCAGUAUCGAAACACAGAGCGAGGUUAUAAGUGUACUCUGUGUUGUAAGAUCUUUGAAGGUAGACAGGACCUUAAGAAACACCUCCAAGACCAUGUCAAAGAAAGAUUCCAUUGCUGUAGUCAUUGUGGUAAGCGAUUCCUUCAAAUAGAUGCACUAAAUGCUCAUCACAAAGAAAAUCACCUCCCCAAGGCUACAGCUUUGGAUGGAUGUGUGAUAAGGCAGGAGAAUAAUCUGGAGAAAUCAUAUCCUUGCAGGAAGUGCAAGUUGAAUUUUUUCUGGAUGUCAGAUUUUCAGACCCAUUCACUGCAUCAUUGCAAAGGAAAAGAGCCUGAAGAACCAUUAGCGUCCAAAAUUGAAGUGAAGUCUAAGAACAUAGAAGACACACCACCUAAAAAUGUCUACAGUAAUGGGACAUCUAUUGGUGUAAAUAUUGGAGAUAGUAAAAUCUUUAGGGAUACCAGCAAUAAGAUUGUUGCUGAUUUCUCUCCAACACCAUACAGAUGCGGUUUGUGUGGUGAUCGUUUCCAAAGGUUAACAUCCCUAAAGGAGCAUCAUCGCACACAUCAAACUCAGGAGGAAAUAGAUAAGCUGAAUCAAGAAUCAAAGAAAACGAUUCGGCGAAGAAUGCCGCCUAAAGGCCGACGUAGAAGGACGAGUAAUCCAAAUGGCAAGCUGCAUCCUUGCAAGCAGUGUCAACGUGUUUUUAACCAUUCUAGCAGUUUAUCUCGGCACAUGAGAUACCAUAAGGGUACCAUGCACACAUGUGCAUUUUGUGGUAGACAUUUCCCACAGCGCUGUGAUUUAAGAAGGCAUCUAGCCAUGUAUCACAAAGCAGAAUCGGAAAAGAAACCAGGUUUGAAACACUUGUACACAAAUCCCAAAAAUGGGCCAGACACCAGUCCUUUCAAUGGUGAAAUAUACACAGACUCUACUGAUGAGAAAACCAAGAGCUCCUCUGACAAUGAACAAAUGUCAUCACUAGAGCAGCAAAGAAAGAGCAAACAAUCAGGAAAAGCUGGCCGAGUUAACUACAAGUGCCAAGAAUGUGGAAAGAGAUUUGGGCUGCUAUGUGUGUACCAACGGCACUUGCGCUAUCACAAAAAGGAACCUAGUAAGUCCCAGAGGCAUCCAGCUCAAUUCAGGAACACUUUGUCCCUUGAGCUUCAGCUUGAGAAUCACCCAAGCUCCGGAGAUGCAAAUGAUGUUGAACAAACAUCUUACAACAGAAGGGACGCUGUUUUAGAAAAGGGGAAUGCAGAUGACAUAGAGGAUGACUAUAUGGACCAUACUCAAAAUGACAAAGGAAAUUCCUCAGAGGUCCUUUACGAAUGUACUGAGUGCACCGAGACAUUCUCAUGCCUGGACACAUUCCUUCAGCACCAGACUUCUCAUGGCUCAGAAAACGGGUAAUUAUCGUGUCAACCCCAAUAGUAACUGUAAUUGCCAACAACCAAGUCUUUUUUACUCUUUUGAAUACAAGUAUUUCAAUAACUGUAUGAUGUAAAGUUUGUUACAUUUUUUGACCAACUACUUUAAUACAUUUUUCUUUGGCAUGAAAAGAAACAUCUGUUAAUAAUGAAAUAUCAAAAACCAAUGGGAACCAGAAAUCAAGGCUCGGGUGGGAAGCAUACCAAAUUAAUGUGAAUAAAAAAACUAAAAAAACUAGUGCAGUCCCACCAAUUGCCCCCUAGCAAGGACAAGUACAUUGCUACAUUGUAUUUUUAGUGGCAAAUGAUGCUGUACUUGUCAAUCAUAUUGCUGAAUUAUUUUUAUUAUUUCUUGAGAUUGUCUUAAAUAUGUGAUAUGAAUAUGUCUUCCUUUUUGAAAAGGUAGCAUUGCUACCCGGUGGAUUUUUACUGGUGCCAUUAAAGUUGUACAGAGAAAUUACUUCAAGUACA
Messenger RNA from Trematomus bernacchii (emerald rockcod), 2955 nucleotides. RefSeq lists its product as uncharacterized. The transcript has 2 exons. The coding region runs from base 572 to 2467 and encodes 631 amino acids. NCBI's taxonomy places the organism in Eukaryota, Metazoa, Chordata, Actinopteri, Perciformes, Nototheniidae. The record is from RefSeq and is a predicted model, not a curated record. Gene Ontology annotation, cellular component: nucleus. Gene Ontology annotation, molecular function: DNA-binding transcription factor activity, RNA polymerase II-specific; RNA polymerase II transcription regulatory region sequence-specific DNA binding. Gene Ontology annotation, biological process: regulation of transcription by RNA polymerase II.